Eleginops maclovinus (Patagonian blennie) is the source of this 5392-nucleotide messenger RNA. RefSeq names its product Janus kinase 2a (gene jak2a). Gene Ontology annotation, cellular component: cytoskeleton; membrane; cytosol. Gene Ontology annotation, biological process: cytokine-mediated signaling pathway; growth hormone receptor signaling pathway via JAK-STAT; cell differentiation. Lineage: Eukaryota; Metazoa; Chordata; Actinopteri; Perciformes; Eleginopidae. The coding region runs from base 447 to 3830 and encodes 1127 amino acids. The record is from RefSeq and is a predicted model, not a curated record. The transcript has 24 exons. Gene Ontology annotation, molecular function: histone binding; ATP binding; growth hormone receptor binding.
UUCACAGUGACUGUUGGCUACUACUGUCGACUCAUACGAGGAGACAGGCAGGCUGAGUCCCUCUACUCGGGUAGUACCGUCUGUAGGUUGUGUUAUUCACCUAAACCCAUUAGCUUCAUCUGGGACACACAGCAGUUAGUUCGGCGCGGGUUUCGAAGUGACUCGGUAUCGUGAAAUUAGGACAGUAUAGGAGAAUAUGUGAAGACCGACGGAAUGACAGUUAACAUGCCAAAUAACGAAGCAUUGUCACUUUUUUUUGUCGAAAGCUAAAGUAGGCCGCUAGGACCGCCGCUUAGCUACGCGGAGAGAACCCGUCCUACAGCCCGCUACUCCCGGGCCUGAGAGACAGCAGUGUUAAACUACAGCUGCCACAACAAUUCACCAGACGACAACAGCGAGUGGAUGUUUGUUUUAUACAGCACAAGGCCUGUAUCCUGCUGACAGACAUGGAUCCACCCAUCUCUGGUCCCACAGCACAUCUCAAUGGCCACUUCCCUGAAAUCGACCCAGCCUCUGGACUCAACCCCAAGCCGGACACGGACGCCACCUGCCUCACUGUGCACCUUUACUACUCGGAGAAGAAUGGAGGAGGGGGCGGUUCAGGAAAGGGUUCAGAAAGCGCUCUCACGUUUCCACCUGGCGAGUACGUGGCCGAGGAACUGUGCAUCAGUGCAGCGAAAGCUUGUGGGAUCGCUCCAAUGUACUGCAGCUUGUUUGGUCUGAUGAGGGAAAGUGACAAGAUAUGGUUCCCUCCGAACCACAUCUUUAAACUAGACCAUCCAGCCAGUGAGAGCCUACACUUUAGAAUCAGAUACUAUUUCCCUGGCUGGUAUAACAGCAGCAAUUCAUUGUAUGCCCACCGCUUUGGCGUGUCCAAGGGGAUGGAGAGCCCUGUGAUGGAUGAUUGUGUCAUGGCAUACCUAUUUCUUCAGUGUCGAAGUGACUUCCUGAAUGGCUUGGUUCCUAUUCCCGUGAGCCACGAGGCCCAGGAGGAGUGCUUGGGCAUGGCGGUGCUGGACAUGAUGAGGCUCGCCAAGGAGAGUGGUCAGUCACCCGUUGACAUCUACAAUUACACCAGCUACAAAUCAUUCCUGCCGAAAUGCAUGCAAGGCCGCAUCCAGGAGUACAACAUCUUGACCCGGAAGAGGAUCCGCUAUCGCUUUAAGAAGUUCAUCCAGCAGUUCACUGACUGCAAGGCCACCGUGUGUAACCUCAAGCUCAAAUACCUGAUGAACCUGGAGGGCAUGCUGCCCUGCCUAUACUCAGAACGCUUCCAAGUCACAGACCUCCCCGCACGGGAGGUUACCAUCGUUGUCAUGGCCGACACAGGCAUCCAGUGGUCGAAAGGGAAAGAGGAGGAUGGGGCACAAGAGGAGCUGCAGAAAUACUGUGACUUCUCAGAGGUGAUCGACAUCAGCAUCAAACAGUCCAAUAAGGAAGGCUCCAUGGAGAGUCGCAUUGUGACUCUCACCAGACAGGACAACCAGAUCCUGGAGCUGGAGUUUCGCUCACUCCCAGAGGCUCUGUCCUUCGUGUCAUUAGUGGAUGGGUAUUACAGGCUGGUUGCAGAUGCCCAUCAUUAUCUGUGUAAAGAGGUAGCUCCACCGAGACUUCUGGAGUGCAUUCAGAGCUACUGCCAUGGCCCUGUGUCGUUGGAGUUUACAAUCGGUAAGCUGCGUCGCUCCGGUAACCACCAAGGCCUGUACCUCCUCCGCUGCAGCCCCAGGGACUACGACAAAUACUUCAUGUCAUUCGUGGUGGGGUUUGAAACUUUGGUGGACUAUAAGCACUGUCAGAUUGUGAAGAUGGAGACAGGAGAGUACAAUCUGAGUGGAGCCAAGAGGAGCUUCGGCUCGCUCAAAGAACUGCUGCACUGCUACCAGAAAGAGGCGCUGCGCACCGAUGGAUACACGUUCCAGCUGAGCAGGUGCUGCUCGCCCAGCCUCAAAGAGAAGUCCAACCUGGUGGUGUGCAGGAAUAAUCAAGGGGCGGAUGUUCCACUGUCUCCCACCCUCCACAGACACAACAUCAGCCAGAUGGUCUUCCACAAGAUCCGAAAAGAGGACCUCGUCAUCAAUGAGAGUCUGGGCCAAGGAACUUUCACCAAGAUUUUCUGUGGUGUGAGGAAGGAGACGGGAGACUACGGAGAGAUUCACCAGAUAGACGUCGUUAUCAAGAUCCUGGACAAGGCUCACCGCAACUAUUCCGAGUCCUUCUUUGAAGCAGCCAGUAUGAUGAGCCAGCUCUCCCACAAGCACUUACUCCUCAACUAUGGCGUGUGUGUGUGUGGCAAUGAGAACAUGAUGGUGCAGGAGUACGGUAAAUUUGGUUCACUGGACACCUACCUGAAGAAGAACAAAAGCUGUGUUAACAUCACCUGGAAGCUGGAAGUGGCCAAGCAGCUUUCCUGGGCUAUGCACUACCUGGAGGAUAAGAACCUCUUCCAUGGAAAUGUUUGCGCAAAGAAUGUCCUUUUGAUCCGAGAGGAGGAUCGGAUGACGGGCAGCCUGCCCUUCAUCAAACUCAGUGACCCGGGCAUCAGCAUCACCGUGCUGCCCAAAGAAGUUCUGGUGGAGCGUAUCCCAUGGGUGCCACCGGAGUGCAUCGAAAACCCCCAAAACCUGAGUUUAGCCACAGACAAGUGGGGCUUCGGGACCACCCUCUGGGAGAUCUGCAGUGGAGGAGACAAACCACUCAGCACCCUGGACUGCUCCAAGAAGAACUUGUUCUAUGAGGACAAGCACCAGCUGCCGGCUCCUAAAUGGACGGAGCUGGCCAAUCUGAUCAACAGCUGUAUGGACUACGAGCCCUCGCACCGACCCUCCUUCAAAGCGAUUAUCAGAGAUCUCAACAGCCUCUUCACACCGGACUACGAGCUGCUGGUGGAGAGCGACAUGGUGCCCAACAGGACUCGAGGCUGCGGCUUCUCGUGGGCCUCAGAGAGCCAGGAGCCCGCCCAGUUUGAGGAGAGGCACCUCAUCUUCCUCAAGCAGCUGGGCAAAGGAAACUUUGGGAGCGUGGAGAUGUGUCGCUACGACCCCCUGCAGGACAGCACAGGGGAGGUGGUGGCCGUGAAGAAGCUGCAGCACAGCACAGCGGAGCACCUCAGGGACUUUGAGCGGGAGAUCGAGAUCCUCAAAUCCCUCCAGCAUGAGAACAUCGUGAAAUACAAAGGGGUGUGCUACAGUGCAGGACGGAGGAACCUCCGACUGAUCAUGGAGUACCUCCCCUACGGCAGCCUGAGAGAUUAUCUCAUCAAACACAAGGACCGCUUUGAUUUCAACAAACUGAUGCACUACGCAUCGCAGAUCUGCAAGGGCAUGGACUACCUUGCCACUAAGCGGUACAUCCACAGAGACCUGGCCACGAGGAACAUCCUGGUGGAGAGCGAGAUGAGGGUGAAGAUCGGAGAUUUUGGCCUGACCAAGGUGCUGCCGCAGGACAAGGAGUACUACACUGUCAGGGAGCCCGGGGAAAGCCCCAUCUUUUGGUAUGCUCCAGAGUCGCUGACAGAGAGCAAGUUCUCAGUGGGAUCAGACGUCUGGAGUUUCGGCGUUGUCCUCUACGAACUCUUCACUUACAGUGACAAGAAAUGCAGCCCACCUUCGGUGUUCAUGGACAAAAUGGGAAAUGAAAAGCAGGGCCAGAUGAUCGUCUACCAUCUGAUAGAGCUGCUGAAACAGGGGUACAGGUUGCCUGCUCCUGAUUAUUGUCCAAAGGAGAUUUACACGAUUAUGACGGAGUGCUGGAGCAGUGAGCCGAGUAUGCGCCCUUCUUUCAAGACAUUAAUCCACAGUGUGGAGAACGUACGAGAGAACAAGGACGGAUGAGACGCAUUGACGCCUUUAGCUGUCCACUCUGGGGAGUCAUUCCUCACCGAGUGUGUUCUAUGACGAAUGAUAGUAUCUACUUUCUGAGCAAUUAACCCCAUUGUUGUGAUAUAUUCAAAUUACCUGGUUGAGUAUUACACUAGAUCUGACUUAAACAUCAAAUAUUAAGACAUAUGAGUUGCCUUAAAGAAAUUCAUCAUGGGAUAAAUUAUAUUUUUCUAAGUAAAGUCAAUUAUUUUUAAGCCUUGAAAUCAGUAUUAGUACCAAAAAUGUAUAAAUAAACAACAAGCAGUAUUUAAUUUGUUAAUGCACACACGGGGACCAGAUGUGAACAUCUCUACAGGUGGUUUGGAGUCACAUUCCUGCUGUUACAGAUAUGUAUUGACCAUUAAUGCUGAUUGAGCCUCACUGAUAAAAGAGUUUGCAUUUGCAGUAUUACGAAAUCGGUCCCAAAGAAAAAUAAUAAAUGGUGCACAGAAGGGAAGUGGGAUCUAAAAACAUUUGCGCAUACGGCUUAACUUCAUAGAGAACUGAACAGACAUCUCUGAGAUUUGAACUUAAUCACCAACCUCUUAAUUCAUGCUAUAUGCUAUAACAGCAACUGAGAUUUCCUUAAGAUCUGGGUAGCGGGAAGAGCUGUAUCAUGGACUAAUGUUUUUGAAAGUCUUUGUUUUUGAAACCGGAAAUGUUGAUGAUGUCAUAAUUUAUGGGUUUCUGUCUUUUAAAUACAGUAUAAGGUUUGCAGUGUUAUAAAGAUACUUUAUCUGCAUGUACAUACAGUAUAUUUAGUCAUGUUCCCACUCAUUUAAAGUGGCUAAGGAGCAUGUGCAUAAGUUAAAUAUGUUAAAUAUGUGUCCUGAGGUGCUUUACAUUGUCAGCAACAAAUGUAUUAGUGUUAAAAAUAGAGUGUUAUAAAAGUAAAAUGUGUUACUGUCUGUUUGAAUCCAGUCCCUAAACAGAUUGUAAUUUGUGGAACAGCAUCUGUGUCUUGUUUUGAAAAAAACAAUGUUGUUUUUUAUGGCAGGCCUUUCACACAUGCACAAAAUGUCAAAGCACGGACACCCUGUCACAUCCGUGAGAAUGAGUCAUUGUAAACAGCAACGUUUUCUCACUCACAAACGUAUCGACGCUCCGCCCCCGGGGCAGUAUCACAAUCACGCUGGGCUGACUGUUGUUUACGUCAAGACAUUGUCAGUUUCUUCAGUUUCUAAAUCUUGCCAAGCCGGACGUUCUUUUUUACUUUUCCCACCUCAUAUGUUUUACUCAUAAAGCGUUAUUGGGAUGUAUGUACAUUGAUGUUUGAACCAAAUAUUGUUGUUUUGUGAAUAUGUAUUCACAAUGUUCAUAAGGAUGUUAAACCAGAUUUAACUGGUGUUUUUACCAUUUGUUUCAACUAUUAUUUUUUUUCCAUUGUCAAUGACAUUAAACCUGGUGCUGUCAUCCAAUGGGAACAUGCAGCUACAUUUAUUACAAGUGUAGAUAAAUGUAAAUAUUCUGAAAAAUAUAUGUGUAUUAUAUUCCAGGUGUGUACAUAAUUGUAUUAAAGGAAACAUAUUGCAGUA